CACCGGAAGUGUGCUGUAGGGAAAUAGAAACGCAGUCGUUCAAUGUUCGUUUGUUGGGGAUCGAUUUUAGAAGAACGUGGGAUAUGAGAAGUUAAAGCUGGUGUGGAGAAAUCAGACAACAAAGCAAGCAUCCUGCAAUAACGCCUACCCUCAAGUAAUAUCCGGUUUUGAACCAGAAAAAAAACGAUGGGCUCGUCCAAGAAGCACAAGGAAAAGAGCCGUGACAAGGAAGCGGAGGAGCGCCGCCGUGAGCAUAAGAAACAUCGGCACAAGGACCGAGAAAGAGACGGUUCGGAUCGGGAUGGCGCUCGGGAUAAAGAUAAACGGAAACGCUCACGGUCCAAGGAAAGGAGCAAACGAGAGAGCCGCAGCAAAGGCGAGAGGAGCACUGGAGAGCCUCGCGUGAAGAAGGAGAAAAUAGAUCUUGGAUAUGAGGAAAGCAAAGGAGAAGUGGAACCUCAAAGUGCAAGUGGAGAUGCCUCCCUCAGCAUCGAGGAAACAAACAAGCUCAGGGCGAAGCUGGGUCUAAAGCCCCUAGAGAUGAAUGACAGCAAGAAGGAGCUUGGGACCAAAGAGCAGCCACUGGUUGCAGAGACCAUCAACCCUGUUCUAAUCCAGCAGCAGAAAGAGAUGAGGGAGAAACUGGCAGCUGUGAAAGAAAAACGCAUCCUGAACCAGAAAUUGGGAAAAGUUAAAUCCCUAGCUGAUGACGACUGGCUGGAUGACACGGCAGCGUGGGUAGAGCGAAGCAGAAAAAUGGCAAAAGAAAAGGAAAUGGCAGAAAAAAGAGCCAAGCUUCUGGCAGAGAUGGAUGAGGAGUUUGGUGUCAGCAGUCUUGUGGAGGAGGAAUUUGCACAAACCAAAAAGGAGGCAUACACAGCUCAAGAUCUGAAGGGUCUCAAAGUGCAGCACAAGGUGGAGUCUUUCAGCGAGGGCCAGACUGUCAUUCUGACCCUGGAGGAUAAGGGUGUUCUCGAGGAAGAGGAAGACGUGCUUGUAAACGUGGGACUGGUGGACAAGGAAAAGGCAGAAAAGAACGUGGAGUUAAAAAAGAAAAAGCCAGAUUACAAGCCAUAUGAUGAAGAGGAGAGUGUGGACGAUAUGGUUAACUUUAAGUCCCACUCUGUACUGUCAAAGUAUGAUGAAGAAAUUGAGGGUGAAAAGAAAAAGAGUUUCCGAUUGAGUACCGGAGGCUACGCCGAUGGGGCACGAGAGCGGGAGCUCCAGGCCAUGAGAGACAUGCUCAGAGGUCAGGCACAGUCUCUGGAAAUGCCAGCUCUCUCUAUUGCUUCAGAGUACUACACACCUCAGGAAAUGGUGGGCUUUAAAAAGACAAAGCGCCGCGUGAAAAAGAUCAGGAAGAGGGAGAAACCGACCAUUGCAGACGAUUUACUCCUCGAUGACACUCGCACUACUGAUUUUGGCUCGAGGUCUCGCGGCCGAGGCCUCAAACAGAAGGACGAUGAAGAUAAAGGUGAAGAAGCAAAGGUAGAGGAGACCAGAGUGCCCGAUGAUAUUCCCCGCAUGUCUGAUGACAUCAGGACGGCAGAAAUGGACAUAAGUGAUGAUGAGGACUUUACACCUCCCGAACCUGCUGUUAUCGAGGAGGAUGAGGCAGAGCAGGAGCUGCAGAAACAGCUGGAGAAGCAGAGGAAGCUAAAGCAAAAACAGCUCCUCAAAGACUCUGGAGAGAAGGUGGCAGAGCGGAUUAGAGGGCUCGGUGAAGCUGACAACGACAAUGAUCCUGAUAAAAGGAAUAACAUUGUUUUCAAUGCCACCUCAGAGUUUUGCAGAACUCUGGGUGACAUACCAACAUAUGGACUGUCAGGCAACAGAGAGGACCAGGAAGAUAUUAUGGAUUUCGAACAGGAGGAAGAAAAAGAUGAAGCUGGAGGUUCCGAUUCUGAAAUGGAUGAGAAUGUUGGAUGGAGUACAGUCAACCUGGAUGAAGAGCAAAAGCAACCUGACUUCUCCACAGCCUCUGCCACCAUUUUGGAUGAGGAGCCCAUUGUCAACUCUGGCCUCGCUGCUGCUUUGCUGCUGUGCAAAAACAAAGGGCUGUUGGACACUCAAAUGCAGAAGGUUGCUCGCGUCAAAGCAACAAAGGGGGCCCUGCCCAACGACAACUACUGCAUUGAGGACAAGAUGGGCUUUGAUGACAAGUAUAGUCGCAGAGAAGAAUACAGAGGCUUCACGCAAGACUUCAAGGAGAAGGACAGCUACAGGCCUGAUGUCAAGAUUGAGUAUGUAGAUGAGUCGGGGCGGAAACUCACUCCAAAAGAAGCUUUCAGGCAGCUUUCACAUCGAUUCCAUGGGAAGGGGUCUGGAAAGAUGAAAACAGAGAGGCGGAUGAAAAAGCUGGAAGAAGAGGCACUACUGAAGAAGAUGAGCAGCAGCGACACUCCUCUAGGGACUGUGGCUUUGCUUCAGGAGAAGCAGAAAUCACAGAAAACCCCGUACCUUGUGCUUAGUGGGAGUGGGAAAAGUAUGAAUGCGAACACCAUCACAAAAUAAGUCCUGAGCAAGAGUGCUUUGUUUAGAAACAUGUACAUGCAUAUAUUCUCUCACAUACGCAUCUUUUAAUGAUGAGCAUUUCUUUCUUUCUUUAAUUUCAUGCCAUAGUUCGUAAAAAAGCUUUGUUGUUAUGUUAUAGACUUGUUGAAUAAAAUCAGUGCAAGUGAAAAA
Messenger RNA from Mugil cephalus (flathead mullet), 2685 nucleotides. RefSeq names its product spliceosome associated factor 1, recruiter of U4/U6.U5 tri-snRNP (gene sart1). Gene Ontology annotation, biological process: mRNA cis splicing, via spliceosome; maturation of 5S rRNA. The transcript is spliced from 2 exons. Gene Ontology annotation, cellular component: U4/U6 x U5 tri-snRNP complex. Bases 187 to 2514 code for a protein of 775 amino acids. NCBI's taxonomy places the organism in Eukaryota, Metazoa, Chordata, Actinopteri, Mugiliformes, Mugilidae. The record is from RefSeq and is a predicted model, not a curated record.